Messenger RNA from Dermacentor silvarum, 736 nucleotides. It is a transcript of the gene Lipt2, whose product is annotated as putative lipoyltransferase 2, mitochondrial. NCBI's taxonomy places the organism in Eukaryota, Metazoa, Arthropoda, Arachnida, Ixodida, Ixodidae. Gene Ontology annotation, biological process: protein lipoylation. Gene Ontology annotation, molecular function: lipoyl(octanoyl) transferase activity. Gene Ontology annotation, cellular component: mitochondrion. The record is from RefSeq and is a predicted model, not a curated record. The transcript has 2 exons. Bases 24 to 716 code for a protein of 230 amino acids.
UUGCGGCAACCUCGAAUCAAAGCAUGACUUCACAGCCUUUCGUCAAGUUUAAAAAUCUUGGCCGCAUGGCCUUCGCUCAAGCUUAUGAGAUACAGCGCGAAGUGGCGCGUACUUUACUGGAAGAAGUUGCCAGUAAUAGUCACGGCACGGUGACGAGAAACACAGUUCUUGUUGUCGAGCACGACCCAGUGUACACCGUCGGAAUCCGAUCAAAGCAGUACUCGACUGAUGUUGAAGAAAGACUGAAAAAAUUGCGAGCAGACUUUGUGCGAACAAAUCGUGGCGGUCUGGUGACGUUUCACGGGCCAGGUCAGCUUGUUGCCUAUCCUGUCCUCUACCUCGGCUCGUUCUUCAAAGACAAGAGCAUGCGGUCGUAUGUUCACAGCCUCGAAAGGAUGAUAAUCAAUUUCUGUGCACGUUUCCAGCUUGAUGCAAAGACGACAGAGAACACGGGCGUUUGGAUCGGAGACAAUAAAAUUGCGGCUAUAGGUGUCCAUGGCAGCAGGUACAUCACAACACAUGGCAUUGCUAUCAACUGCAACCCAGACCUUGGCUGGUUUGAUCACAUUGUGCCUUGUGGCAUUGCAGACAAGGGAGUGACAUCGCUGAGUCGGGAACUUGGGCGACUUGUCACGAUCCACGAGGCCUAUCCCGUUCUUGUGGCUGCCUUCGAGCAGCAAUUUAAAUGCACUGCUAUUGGAGAAAUAAAUGGUUAAUGACUUAUUUCCUCUCACAA